Molecule: messenger RNA, 1683 nt
Organism: Phialemonium atrogriseum
Lineage: Eukaryota; Fungi; Ascomycota; Sordariomycetes; Cephalothecales; Cephalothecaceae
Product: putative siderophore iron transporter
Exons: 3
Coding region: 1-1683 (560 amino acids)
Biological process (GO): transmembrane transport
Cellular component (GO): plasma membrane
Molecular function (GO): transmembrane transporter activity
Source: RefSeq, a predicted model, not a curated record
AUGGACUCGCCAGAUGCCGAAUGGAAAGCUUCCAAGAGUACCAAGCUGGCGUUUGCCUCGAUCUGCGUCUUGGCCCUGAUGGCUGCCCUGGACGGCACGUCCAUUGGCGUCGCGUUACCAGUAGAAAGCAGCGCCGCGAUGGCUGACCGUGGAUGCCAAUCACAGGCCAUCGCCAAUGCAUUGAAGGGAACCGCGAUCGAGACAUUCUGGAGCGGAACUUCAUUCCUCUUGUGCUCGACGGUCUUGCAGCCCACGUUUGUGUCGUUUUCGGACAUUUUUGGCCGCCGCAAUCUGUUCAUGCUGUCCAUCGCCUUCUUCUUCGCUGGGGCCCUAGUGUGCUGUCUCUCUCAGAACUUCACCACGAUGCUGGUCGGCCGGUCGAUCCAGGGCGCCGGCGCUGGCGGCAUCAUGUCCCUGACCGAGGUGGUCAUCACGGACUUGGUGCCCCUUCGGUAUCGCGGUGACUACUACGGGGGCAUGAACGCCAUGUGGGCGGUGGGAUCUGUCCUCGGACCCAUCGUGGGAGGCGGGUUCUCCGGCAACAAGCAUGCCACUUGGCGGUGGAUCUUCUACCUCAACUUCCCCUUUAUAGGCGUCGGCACGGUACUCGUGCUGGUGUUCAUGCGCCUGCGUUUCGUGCCCAAGCCGCUCCUCCAGCAGCUGCGUUCCUUUGACUGGAUAGGCAGCAUCCUCUUCAUCGCCAGCACCACCUCCUUCCUACUCGGCCUCACGUGGGGCGGUGUCCUGUAUCCGUGGGACUCGUAUCAGACCUUGGUACCUCUGGUCCUCGGCGCCGUCGGCUGUGUCGCAUUCUCCCUGUACGAGGCCUACCUCGCCUCCAACCCCAGCAUUCCCCUCGUGCUCUUCCACAACCACACGACCGUCAUCUCCUUCUUCGGCACCGUCAUCACCGGUCUAGUCCUCUGGUGCAUCCUCUACUACAUGCCGCUGUACUUUGAGGCCGUCAAGGGAUAUAGCCCCGUCAUCUCCGGGGUGGCGCUGUUUCCCCAGACCUUCACCGUGGCGCCCGCCGGCGCCCUGGCCGGGGGACUCAUUACCAAGACGGGCAAGUACCGCUGGUCCAUCUGGUUCGGGUGGGCGAUGGGCACGCUGGGCCUGGGACUCUUCUGUGUGCUCGACGUCGACACCAGCAUCCCCGCCUGGAUCUUCCUCAACCUGGUCUCGGGCCUGGGGCUGGGCUUCUUGUUCCCCGCCAUCGCGACCGCCAUCCAGGCGUCUGUGGCCAGCGAGCACGUCGCCAUCGCCAUCGCCAUGUUCAGCUUCUUCCGGUCCGCGGGCCAGGCCCUGGGUGUGGCCGUGGGCGGCGUCAUCUUCCAGAACCGCAUGUACGCCAACCUGCUCGCGUACCCGCACCUGGCGGCCCGCGCCUCGUCGUACGGCGCCGACGCCGUCGGCCUGAUCGAGGUCAUCCGGGACAUGCCCGACGGCGCCGACAGGCGGGACCUGAAGCAGGCGUAUGCCGAUAGUCUGCGCAUCGUGUGGGCCGUGUGCUGCGCGCUUGCCGGCGUGGCGCUGUUGAUCAGUAUCCUCACGCGCCACCAUAGCCUCGACCAGGCCUUGGUCACAGACCAGGGACUCGUCGAAUCGAAGAAGGGCGGGAGCGGCAGUGGCGGGAGCGGCAGUGGCAGGGACGUGAGCCCCGACGAAUCGCCGUCGGCAUGA